Molecule: messenger RNA, 2101 nt
Organism: Macrobrachium nipponense
Lineage: Eukaryota; Metazoa; Arthropoda; Malacostraca; Decapoda; Palaemonidae
Gene: Pc
Product: chromobox protein homolog 8-like
Exons: 6
Coding region: 93-1163 (356 amino acids)
Biological process (GO): negative regulation of transcription by RNA polymerase II
Cellular component (GO): chromatin; PRC1 complex
Molecular function (GO): chromatin binding
Source: RefSeq, a predicted model, not a curated record
GCCAGAAGACGCCUCAGUUCAAGUCAAAACGUUGUGUGGAUCGUGUUGUUGUGCCUGAGGUUCGCCCCAAGUGCUGCUCCGUCUCGAUAGCCAUGGAACUCUCUUUGGUUGGUGACAGGGUUUACGCCGCGGAGUGCAUUCAGAAGAAGCGAGUGAGAAGGGGUCGAGUGGAGUACUUAGUCAAGUGGAAAGGAUGGUCCAACAAGCAUAAUACGUGGGAGCCGAUUGAAAACAUCUUGGACGUGCGUUUAUUAGAGGCUUUUGAGGAAAGUCAACGAGAAGCUGGAGGAGGUGCUAAGCGUGGACCCAAACCUAAACACAGAAGAGAAACACGGGAGAGCACGAGACUUGGUCUUCAUGGGUCAACAAUAGAGAGAGAUGUUGUGCGUAGCGGAAGUAGUAGUAGCAGUCGAUUAGAGUUAGACACCGGAACAGAAGAAGAAGAAGAUUAUGACGAACCUGAUGUUGAAACUGCCACCACUACAGUGUCUUCAUCAGUUACAACUUUAACCACAACCACUACAAGUCCAGCUUCUUCACCCAUACAGAAUGCAAACAAACGAAAAGCAGAGCAACCUGUCCGUGAUAUUAAAACUGGAGGCUCAAAUGCCAAAGACAGUCCUGAAAGCCCUCCGCCAAAGUUCUCCAGGCUCAGUUCCCCUAAGUCCCCAUCUCUAUGUAGAGAAGACCAGCACAAGUCACCGAAGACCCCACAGUCAGGAGGUACUCCUUCAUCCCCUACAUCUCCAUCUUCUCAAAUGCCAAAAUACCCAAAGAGUCCACCUCCAAGUGUACCAAAUUCUAACAGCUUAGACACAGGGCUAGUGAAAGUCAAUAUCGAGAAUCCUAACUCUCCAAACUGCCAGAAAAUACCACAUCUGAAUGGUGAUACUGAAGAGGCAAACCCUUUCAUUAUCAAAGAGGAUAUGAAAGAAGACCAUGAGGUGGGAGUGUUAGAGGAGGAAGAAGAAGAAGAGGAGGAAGAGAUGUUAGUUGCUCCUGAUCCAAGCUAUUGGUACAAUCGAAAUCCAUUGGCUGAUGAAAUAUUUAUUACAGACGUUACAGCAAAUCUUAUCACUGUUACCAUACGUGAGUGCAAAACGCGACAGGGGUUCUUUAAAGGUACUGAUGAAAACCAGAAUUCUCAGUCUUCAAUCAAGUGAUCUGAGCCUUUUUUGGGUUUUGUUUAAAUUAAUCACUGAUGUAAGUAUACACUGUACCUAUUAGAAAAUGAACUUUCUCACAUGUUUUGCAUAAUUUUCUAUGCAGUAAAUGAGAAUUGACUCAGUAUGCCUCCUGUAAACUGAUGUUUAUCUAAACAUUCUUGCACUGAUUGUGAUUUUCGAACAAGCAAGUGCAUAUGGACUUUUGUCUUAUUUUACUAGUGUAAUUGCUUCCAUAUAUUGUACAGGUUUUCAUAUACGUAGUGUCAUUGAGUGGCACUUCAUAAGUAUACUGUAUCUUGAAGAAAUAAAAAAAUAUCCUGAGUAUUAAACUGUAUAGUCUUCCAGUUUUGGUGGUUGGCAGUUGGAUAUAUACUUGGGGUAUGUAAAUGAUAAAGCACUGUACCUGCAAAAGUAGUUGUAAUAAGAAAUGUAUACUGUACUGUACAUUAUUUUUAUUAAAGUAUGAACACUUCUGCAAUUUUGGUUUUGGGUGCAGAAAUUCCAUGAUAUUUUGUAUUAUAUGUAAUUUUUAACUGUAUAUUUUUUUCAAGUAAUAUAUCCUGAAUUGGUAUGCAUAGAUAUAUUGAACAUGUUAAUUUUUAUUAACUUUUCUCUAUUGUUUAAUAGAAUUCGACUCUCUCUCUCUCUCUCUCUCUCUCUCUCUCUCUCUCUCUCUCUCUCUCUCUCUCUCUCUCCUCUCGUGUCUUGGAGCCCAAUUGGUAAAAUACUUUGUAGAUAUUAGAGUAUGAUAAUAUAUAUAUUUUCAAUUUUCAUUUUGAAUUUUUAUAUCAAGUUGGAACUGAUUUAGGGCUGACAAGGUGAUGGUAGAGUUUUAAGAGAACAAGUUUAUUUGUAAGUAUUUAAGAUUUCCCUGCCAAAGAAAAAAUUAUAGUGUGUUUACUUCAAAUGAUUAAAAGAAAUUUUAGUACAGUUAU